AUGGCGGCGGAGCGGGAGCGGGAGCCGGGCCCCGGUCCCGGUGCCGGGCCCGCGGCGGGAGAGCGGAGCGCGGCCGGAGGGUGCCGGUGCUCCGCUCUGCCCGCUCCUGGGCAGGGGGUCAUGGAGGAGGCUCGGUGCCGCCUGCGGGAGUUCGAUGUCGGGGAUAAGUUCUGCCGCUUGCCGCUGCCCAGAGCCGCCGUGCUGCUGCCGCUGGUGGUGCGGCGGGGGCGGCUGCACCUGCUGCUCACCGUGCGGUCCAUGCAGCUGAGAAGAUCACCAGGGGAAGUGUGUUUUCCAGGAGGUAAAAGAGAAGCCACUGAUAAAGAUGAUAUUGACACUGCUCUCCGAGAAGCUAAAGAAGAAGUGGGUCUUCAGCCAGAGAAGGUGGAUGUCAUCUGUAGGCUGAUGCCUGGAAUUGAUAAAGUGCUUCUGACUUGGACAGAGUCUUUCCAGACCUGAAUACCACAAACACUGUUUUGCUCUUCCUCCUUUCUACCUCCUUGGUUAGUGUGAAUAAAUAGAACUAGCAAGGUAUCCUAAAGAAUUUGGUGUUCCAUUAAUGCAAACUGUGAUUUCAGUAGAUUUUGCCUUCCUAUGGAAGAAGGGAUUAUAUUUAGAAUUAAAAAGUCCAUAAUUAAGCAGUUGAACACCUUGCCUGGACUGUUGGAAAACCCAUCUGCAGUGGGACUCCUGAAGGUGGAAGAGC
This is a messenger RNA of Catharus ustulatus (Swainson's thrush), 706 nucleotides long. Its product is annotated as peroxisomal coenzyme A diphosphatase NUDT7-like. Gene Ontology annotation, biological process: nucleoside diphosphate metabolic process; coenzyme A catabolic process. The transcript is spliced from 3 exons. Gene Ontology annotation, molecular function: acetyl-CoA hydrolase activity; manganese ion binding; coenzyme A diphosphatase activity. The record is from RefSeq and is a predicted model, not a curated record. NCBI's taxonomy places the organism in Eukaryota, Metazoa, Chordata, Aves, Passeriformes, Turdidae. The coding region runs from base 1 to 459 and encodes 152 amino acids.